GUCAAUAAUAACAUUCCCAUGAUGAAUGCUGCUCCUUCUUGUUACCCUAGUGUUCCCCCUGCAGGGAUUCACAAUCAAAUGAAGUAUAAUUAUGGUGUCCAAGGCCAUGGAGGGUUCAAUGGUGUUGGUGUUGGUGGUGCAACUACUAAUGCUGUUCCUAUUCCUAUUCCCAUUUCCAAUAACCACUAUAAUAGUAAUGUUAAUGGAUUUGAAUUCAUGGAUGGAGCUCCUAUCAAUAAUGUAAAUGUGGGAGCUUUUGGGAAUAAUGGAAAUUAUCCUGCUUCGGUUCAAGGAUGUUAUGUUCCUCCUGGAUUCUAUGCUCCUCCUCCUUCUCCGGAAUGUUAUGGUUCUCCUUCUCAUCCUCCUCGUACCGGAUAUUAUGCUCCUCCGCCGCCUCCUCCUGCAACCGCGGCUAACAAUAAUCUAACAAUUAUUGAUGAACUUUCGGCAAUGUUGCUGCAUCAUGCAGCAGCACAAAAGAAUUCAGGAGGGAUCCAAGACCAAGAUUUGCCUCCGCUAGUUGAAAGCCCUUGCGACAGCAAUGAAGAACACUCUAAAAAUGCAAGUGCAAUCAAUGAGGAUCAGAGUAUUCUAGAUGAUGAUUACGUUCUUUCCAACCUUCUCUUCAUGCUAGAGGACAUGCAUAUUCUUAAAGAGUAUGACCAGGCAGCCGAGAAACAAGACGGCAAAGAAUUUUUUAAGCCUCACUUAUCCACUUCUUCUAAUGUGGUGCAAUCUCCUGAACAGGUUGGAGGGAACCAAGUUCCUGAUGACUUUUUUGACUUUUCUGGCUCGGCUAAUCUUAUUCAACAGAUUUCUGGAAAUGUGAUUGUUCCAUCCAAUGGAAACAACAUGAAUCUGUCAACUGAGACGACUUCAAAAACAAGCAACAACUAUAGUCCAAUUCAGGGCGAUAAUGAAUUUCUGGAUAUUGAAAUCUCUGAUGAGAUGUUCACCACUACAAACAAUGGCUCUCCAAUAACAAGUAACUACUCAGUUUCAAAGCAGGAUUGGGACAAGACCCUCAUUGAACUCAUGUUUGGGAAUCAAGCAAACUAAGCUUAGGGCCAUCAAAGGGUUGCUGCUGAUGAGGAUCUUCACUUGACGAACUUACACCUUAUAUACAUUGCUCAGUGCUAAGAUUUAAGAUUAUGGAAAGCUAUUAGAACUUAAUUAUAAUUGUUGUUACAUAAAUAAUACAGGGAGAAAGUGUUGUUUAAAUAACAUGAACUGUUUACUUUAUAUGUAUGCUUCA
Arachis duranensis is the source of this 1255-nucleotide messenger RNA. RefSeq lists its product as uncharacterized. The transcript is spliced from 6 exons. The record is from RefSeq and is a predicted model, not a curated record. NCBI's taxonomy places the organism in Eukaryota, Viridiplantae, Streptophyta, Magnoliopsida, Fabales, Fabaceae. Bases 19 to 1059 code for a protein of 346 amino acids.